UGAAGAUGAUGAAAACGGGGUCUCGGCCGGGCACCUCGCUGCCGCCGGAUACCAUGGACAUCAUCCGCAGCAAGACCCACACCCGCCGAGUGAGGCUCAACGUCGGCGGCCUCCUCCACGAAGUCCUGUGGAGGACGCUGGACAGGCUGCCCCGCACUAGACUGGGCAAACUGAGAGACUGCAACACCCACGACUCCAUCAUGGAGAUAUGCGACGACUACAGCUUAGAUAACAACGAGUACUUUUUCGACAGACACCCCGGCGCCUUCACCUCCAUCCUGAACUUCUACCGCACCGGAAAGUUGCACAUGAUGGAGGAAAUGUGCGCGCUCUCCUUUAGCCAAGAGCUGGACUUCUGGGGCAUCGACGAGAUCUACCUGGAGUCCUGCUGCCAGGCCAGGUACCACCAGAAAAAGGAGCAGAUGAAUGAAGAGCUAAAGAGGGAGGCCGAGAACAUGAGGGAGAGGGACGGAGAGCAGUUUACGACCACGUGUUGUUCCGAGAAGAGGAAGAAACUCUGGGACCUCCUGGAGAAGCCCAGCUCAUCGUUUGCUGCUAAGAUCCUGGCAAUUAUCUCCAUCCUCUUCAUUGUGUUGUCAACCAUUGCCUUGUCUCUGAAUACCCUUCCGGAGCUACAGGACACAGAUGAGUUUGGUCAGUCCACAGACAAUCCACAGCUAGCCCACGUCGAAGCAGUUUGCAUUGCCUGGUUUACCAUGGAGUACCUGCUUCGCUUCCUCUCCUCCCCCAACAAGUGGAAGUUCUUUAAGGGUCCUCUGAAUAUCAUCGACCUGCUGGCCAUCCUGCCCUACUACGUCACUAUCUUCCUGACAGAAUCCAACAAGAGUGUGCUGCAAUUUCAGAAUGUUCGCCGCGUGGUUCAGAUUUUCCGGAUCAUGCGGAUCUUGCGAAUUUUGAAGUUGGCUCGUCAUUCCACGGGUCUUCAGUCUCUCGGCUUCACUCUCAGGAGGAGCUACAAUGAGCUGGGCCUCCUGAUCCUCUUCUUGGCCAUGGGCAUCAUGAUAUUCUCCAGUCUGGUGUUCUUUGCUGAAAAGGAUGAAGAGGACACAAAGUUUAAAAGCAUCCCAGCUUCCUUCUGGUGGGCUACCAUUACUAUGACCACAGUUGGCUACGGAGAUAUAUACCCAAAAACUCUGCUGGGAAAGAUAGUUGGAGGUUUGUGCUGCAUCGCCGGAGUACUUGUGAUAGCCCUGCCUAUCCCAAUCAUCGUGAAUAACUUCUCUGAGUUCUACAAAGAGCAAAAGAGGCAAGAGAAAGCCAUCAAAAGAAGGGAGGCUCUGGAGAGGGCGAAGAGAAAUGGUAGCAUUGUUUCUAUGAACAUUAAAGAUGCAUUUGGUCGCAGUGUAGAGCUCAUGGAUAUACUGGUGGAAAAUACUGAUGAAAAGAAGGAGAAGAUGCAUGAUAAUCAUGUGUCUCCUGGUCAGCAGAAAGGGACACCCAAACUUAAGUCAAACUUGAGCCCCAGCAACACCACCAAGACACUCGAACCGAGCUACCAAGAGCAGGCCCAGCCCCCCAGCAGCCCUCAGCAUCUUAGCGUGCAGAAGCUGGAGGAAAUGUACAACAAGAUGGCUAAGACCCAGUCACAGCCCAACCUCAACAGCAAGGAAAAAGGGCAGCCAUCCAAAGCAGUUAGGCAGAGAGCUGAAUUAGAGAUGGGAGGCAUCCCCGCUGAAGCAAUCUCAAGCAAAGCAGAGGUAGUUGCAGACAUGAGGAGUAUGUCAAGCAUUGACAGCUUCAUCAGCUGUGCCACUGACUUUCCUGAGAGCUCUCGUUUUUCCCACAGCCCUGUCAGCAACAUGCCAGGGAGGGUCAGCACCAACCCCAGCCUGGAGCCCACCUUGGAAAAUGAGAAUGAAGGAUCCCAGGGCACCAAUACACCCCUGACAGGACGAGGCACCAAGCCCGGCCCGUAUUCUGACAGCCCCAGGGGUCUGCGCAUCAACAACCCACUCAAAAGCCACUCGCUCAAGGUCAACUUCAGAUGUGGGGAGGAUUCAGGGACAGGGGCCCUCUCAGACAGCUCUUCAGUCCAGAGCCCCGAGGUGUCCGUCUACACAACUGCCAGCAGCAGGACACCCAGCAAGAGCCCGGAAAAUGUACCACCCAGCAGCCUCUUCACAUUCCACGAUGCAUCCAUCAGUAAAUUCAUUGAUGCCGACACAGAUGAGGAGGAGCACCUGCACGAUGGCGCAGGUACCAACCCAUCACAGAAACUCCUGGAAAGAGCCAGCCCCAAGUUUGGCCAUCACUCCAGCUUCCAACAAGGGGCCAACCACAUGGAGGGCCUGCAGAUGAAGCUAGGGAACAGCACACUGCCACUGGAAGGGCAGGAGAACCAUGUGGCUCAGGAACUACAGCCGCUUCAGGGAGAGAAGAGUCACUCUAACGCUUAAAGUUACAAUAAGGGAGAUAGACUCAGAGGAAACAUA
Messenger RNA from Plectropomus leopardus (leopard coralgrouper), 2453 nucleotides. RefSeq names its product potassium voltage-gated channel subfamily B member 1-like. Gene Ontology annotation, biological process: action potential; protein homooligomerization; potassium ion transmembrane transport. Lineage: Eukaryota; Metazoa; Chordata; Actinopteri; Perciformes; Serranidae. Gene Ontology annotation, molecular function: delayed rectifier potassium channel activity; protein binding. Gene Ontology annotation, cellular component: membrane; voltage-gated potassium channel complex. The record is from RefSeq and is a predicted model, not a curated record.